AUGAUACUGAUGAAAACUCGCGCCGCCCAUCUUCCUGGGUGCCUUGACGAAAUGGCCUCGCGUUGGUCUGGAUUCACAUUGGAAUUAAAAUUAGAAGCUUUGUUCCCAAAGUCACCCACUCUCAAAAAUACUGUUCGGGUAGAAAACUUCGAGGAUGCAGCCGAUGUGACGGUCAACAGAUUCAUUUACAUUUGA
This is a messenger RNA of Opisthorchis viverrini, 195 nucleotides long. RefSeq lists its product as hypothetical. The record is from RefSeq and is a predicted model, not a curated record. The coding region runs from base 1 to 195 and encodes 64 amino acids. The transcript has a single exon. NCBI's taxonomy places the organism in Eukaryota, Metazoa, Platyhelminthes, Trematoda, Opisthorchiida, Opisthorchiidae.